This is a messenger RNA of Anas platyrhynchos (mallard), 1905 nucleotides long. RefSeq names its product cytochrome b5 reductase like (gene CYB5R5). The record is from RefSeq and is a predicted model, not a curated record. Lineage: Eukaryota; Metazoa; Chordata; Aves; Anseriformes; Anatidae. Gene Ontology annotation, molecular function: oxidoreductase activity.
GCGGCCCGGCCCCCGCCGCCCGCCUCAGCGCCGCCGCCGCCGCCAUCGCCUCAAGGGCCGCCGCCGCCGCCAUCUUGUCGCCCUCAGGAGGGCGGGAGGGAGGCGGGGCGGCGCCUGCUGCCCGUGACAAUGAGUGGAAAUGAGGAUGAGUGGCUGGCUCUCAAGCCCCAAGAACCUUCUCCAUCCCAGUGCUGUGGCAGCGGCUGCAAACCCUGCAUUUACGAUGUAUAUGAGAAGGAGCUUGCACGAUGGGAAAGGGCCAAAGCAAAGCAAGACAAAAGCCUCCUCACGGAAGAGAAGGAGCAGAGCAAUAAUUCAGAACUAAAUCCAGAUACAUUUACUGCAUUCAACAUAAGCUCAGUGGAGCAGCUAACAGAGGACACCUACCAGUACAAAUUUGAAUUACCGGGAAAUAGCAGUCUGCGAUUGAGUUUAGGACAACAUAUCGUGUUAAGAGGAGAGGUGAACGGUUUGGAGGUCCAGCGAGCCUACACCCCGAUUAGCCCAAGGAAUGCAGAAGGUUACUUUGAAGUUUUAGUGAAAUGCUAUGAAGCUGGGCUAAUGUCACAAUACAUAAAAACUUGGAAAAAAGGAGACACGGUCUUUUGGCGUGGGCCGUUCGGAGGGUUCCCAUAUCGACCUAAUAAGCACGGAGAACUCCUCAUGCUGGCUUCUGGCACUGGCCUCGCACCAAUGCUUCCCAUUCUCCAGUCCAUAACAGAUGAUGAAGAGGAUGAAACUUUUGUGACUCUUGUUGGCUGCUUCCGUACAUUUGAAACAAUUUAUUUGAAACCUCUUCUCCGGGAUCUGGCUCGAUACUGGAACAUCAGAAUAUUUUAUGUCCUAAGCCAGGAAACAUCACUGGAAAAACUUCCUUGGAGUUAUCAGGAAAACACGUACACUGGUCGCCUAAAUGAAGAUUUGAUGAAGACAAUAAUAAAUUCCUGUCGAAGAAAGCCAUUCGUAUUAGUUUGUGGCUCUCCUGCAUUCAGUGAGGAUAUGAAGAGAUAUCUGAAAGCUGCAGGGAUCGAAGAAAAUUCCUGUUUUGUCUUUUAACAGGAUAUUCCUGACUUAAGAAACCUCAGGCAAAGCCUUGGACAUCCUUGUUUCAAGACGUAGUUUAUCGAGAUGACUGAUUUUGAGCAGAGAUCCUUGUGCAUAUACAUUCAUAGGCCUUUGGCUCAAAUAUUUGCCUCCAUUAUGAUUCUCAAUCUUGAGAGUGUUUUAAGGAUUGGGUGGCCUUCCAGAAUGACUGCUGCAACCACCCAGAUGUCAGGGAACAGCAUACUAAUUUCAAUAGAAGUCUUCACAUGCAAUUCUGAGAGAGAUCUCUUAAGGGUACUAAGAAACAUCCAAGUAUAGAGCUCUGCUGUAAUAUGAAGACUAAUGAUGUGCUUUGAAAUCCAUGUUAGUCUGCAGUGGCAUUGUGCCCUGUUAAAUGUACCCUGGGGAGAUUUAAUCCUCGGGGAGAAGAUUGCGUGGCCAAAGGAACAGCAGAGCACUGGCACAGCACUCUGCAGUCUGUGGGGUUCACACAGUUGUGUUGUUAUCUUGCUGGGUGAUACCAGGCAAGCCACUUCAGCCUCUGUGUGCCUCAGUUGCCUUGUAGUACACUAAUAUGGGAUGAAGAUGCUGCUUUCUGUAAAGAGACUUUUUUUUAAAGAAAAAUCUAUAUAUGAGGAUGGAAUUACAUGUGCUGCCCAGUGAGGACUUGCACUGCCUGCUCUGAACCUCAACCCUUGCAGUGCUACCUGGGGGGAGAAAGGGGUGUCCUAAAUGUCAUUGUGAGAAACCAUCGGGGCUGUAGCUGCUGUCUGUCAGGGAAGAUGGCUCUCUGCUUUUCAUGACCCCUAAUUGUUGUGUAACAGCCCUGGUUCAUUAAAUCAAAGUUUUUUUCCAAGUAAA